Molecule: messenger RNA, 5264 nt
Organism: Gasterosteus aculeatus aculeatus (three-spined stickleback)
Lineage: Eukaryota; Metazoa; Chordata; Actinopteri; Perciformes; Gasterosteidae
Gene: csnk1g2b
Product: casein kinase 1, gamma 2b
Biological process (GO): protein phosphorylation
Molecular function (GO): ATP binding; protein serine/threonine kinase activity
Source: RefSeq, a predicted model, not a curated record
GGAAGGUAAAACCUUCUCGCUGGUCUCUCCGCCUGCUAGCGUUAGCUUGCUAAAUAGCUAGCUAGCGAGCUAAGCGGUAAGAGAUCCCAGGCUGCCGUUGCUGUGCAUUCGGUUGUUCGGGAUUAAGGAGUUGCCCACCAGUGGUCAGGAUAAUGGCUGUAGCAGGAAUCUGAACUCUUGACAAUGAUACUCUUACAGAUAUCCACCAGACAUCAAAUCCAUCAGUGACCCGUCUCUCGCCUCACUGUUCUUUGACUCUGGGUUGCCACGCCUGAUGCCACCCUUCAACAUGGGGAGUGAUCACUGUGUCACUGAAGGCUGACCAGAAGGAAUGAGGAACUCCAGGAGAUGUUCCAAAGAGGCCUUGUGGAUGCAGUAGCUGGGUUUUGGAGUGCUUUUUUAUGACAAGUAUUGUAUGUGCGUCUGCAGGCAUAUACUAGCACAACCUGCCUAUUCCUCAGGCAGGGACAUGCUACUCUGAGACUGGAGCUGGAGAAACUCAAGAUUGGAGUCCCUCCGGUGAACGAGGAACGCAUAGUAAAAAGGAAGCACUCACCAGAAGAGCUCUUGGAUUGGACCACAGGGCGCUUUUAAGUCUCUUCUGAACCAUUGCCCAUUUUAACAGCACCAACAACACCUUCCAUCUGUCCUGUGAGAUUUUCAUCUCCCUACCCCUCCCUAAAGAGUUAUUGGAGUUUCUAUGGUUUGCAUGGCUGGAGAAUAACCGUGGAGAGGCCAGGGUAUCACAAGCUUAUGGACUUUGAUAAGAGAGGGGGCAAGGGAGAGACAGAGGAAGGCAAAAAGAUGUCUAAGACGGCAGGCAGCAGGACUGGACAUGGGGGCCGGAGUUCGGGGGCCAAUUCUGGAGUUCUUAUGGUUGGGCCAAACUUCCGUGUGGGUAAAAAAAUUGGCUGCGGGAACUUUGGAGAGCUCCGGUUGGGAAAAAAUCUCUAUACUAACGAAUAUGUGGCCAUCAAAUUGGAACCUAUAAAGUCCAGAGCACCGCAGCUCCAUUUGGAAUAUAGAUUUUACAAACAGUUGGGGACCUCAGAGGGAAUCCCUCAGGUGUACUACUUUGGUCCGUGCGGGAAGUACAACGCCAUGGUGCUGGAGCUGCUGGGGCCCAGUCUAGAGGAUCUCUUUGACCUGUGUGAUCGCACCUUUUCCCUCAAGACCGUCCUCAUGAUAGCCAUACAGCUGAUAACACGGAUGGAGUAUGUCCACAACAAGAGCCUGAUAUACAGAGAUGUGAAGCCAGAAAACUUCCUGGUCGGGCGGCCGGGAAGCAAGAGGCAGCACACAAUCCACAUCAUUGACUUUGGUCUGGCCAAAGAGUACAUAGACCCCGAGACCAAAAAACACAUCCCCUACCGGGAGCACAAGAGUCUGACUGGGACGGCCCGCUACAUGAGCAUCAACACACACCUGGGAAAGGAGCAAAGCAGAAGGGAUGACCUGGAGGCACUGGGUCACAUGUUCAUGUACUUUCUCCGAGGUAGCCUCCCCUGGCAGGGCCUAAAGGCAGAUACUUUGAAAGAGAGGUAUCAGAAAAUUGGAGACACCAAACGAGCGACGCCCAUUGAAGUGCUUUGUGAAAGCUUCCCAGAAGAGAUGGCAACCUAUUUGCGCUAUGUGAGGAGGCUGGACUUCUUUGAGAAACCUGACUAUGACUACCUGAGGAAACUCUUCACCGAUCUCUUUGACAGGAACAGCUAUGUCUUCGACUACGAAUAUGACUGGGUUGGCAAGUCACUUCCGACACCGAUAGGCCCCAUCCCCAGUGACACGCCCCUGCCACCCAGCAGUAGAGACAAGGCACAACAGCAGACCAAAAACCAGUCGCCUGAGCCCAAAGGAAGUGAGUCUCAGCCCACUCCAGUGACCAAUAAGGAGACUCUGGGGUCGCACCUCACAGCUGAGCGGCUGGGGGGCUCUGUUCAGGUGAUGAGCUCAACGAACGGCGAGCUGAACACUGAUGAUCCCACAGCCGGACACUCCAACGCUCCCAUCACCGCUCCCACCGAGGUCGAAGUGGCUGACGAAACCAAGUGCUGUUGUUUCUUCAAACGGAGAAAGAGGAAAGCCCUCCAGAGGCACAAGUGAUAGAAGAGAGUGGAGAGAACUUGAAACAUUGUCGAGUUUUAAACGGAAGCAACUACACAGACCCACUGUCCCUUAUCUCUUUCCAGUUUCCCCCUCACCUCUUUAUCCCUCCUCUAAUUCCCACUGUCACUCUGUACCUCACCCCCCUCGCGCUCUCUUUCUCGCUCCCAGUGCUCCCCGGCCACUGGCGAGUGAAAGGAAUGUUGCAGUUCUACUGACUCCACAACAGACUCUUGAUUCCUUUAUCAACGAAAAAUAAACGUAUCUGCAUUACAACGGGGUGGAGUGGGGAAAAAGUUAAAAAAAGCUGUAACAAUGAAACUCGAAUCAGGUGGCGUGAAUAGGAAAAAAAGAUACUGGUUGAGACGCCGCGUAUUCUAGAUUCCACGUGUCAGCUGUUGAUCAGGGGGAACCAUUGGAGUGGUUCAAGUGAAAGAAACUUGCUCUGUAGGAUUUAUUUUCCUUUUUUUGUCGUUUUCUUUCUUUGGUGUGUGUUUUUGGGAUCAAGGUAAACUGAUGCUGAUGUGAAAUUUGAGUGACACAGGAAGCAAUUUAUCUAUAAAACAGAAUUUGGAGGAUUUUUAUGUUGUUUUUUUUGUAAUUGAAUCCUCAGUUUUUGAAAUCAACGCCCUGCAUUGAAAAUGUAUUUUUAUGUUUUAGCGUUCUGGAAUUAUUCUGCUCACUCUGGCUUUCUUUUUGUUUGUCAAUGUGGAAUUUGUAGCACAGUCACUGGCCUCAGGUACUGUGGAAGAUUGGGAGAAAUUAAGCUCUCUUGUUAUUAUUAUUAUUGCACUUUUGGAGAAAAAAAAUAGAGAAAACAAUAACAUUGGAAAACAUUAGGUGUGAAAUUAAGGAAAUAACUUAAUAAAGACUGACUUGGGAAGAGUCCUUCACAACGCUUAUAUGUGAGUUAUGGCCAAAAAAUGCUGUCAAUUUACGUAAAGAAAAACAAGACACGUCUUUUCAUUUUUACUUUGCAUAUCAAAAUAAUUUACCAGGAAAUCAUAAUUCGUGCCUUUUCUAAGUACAAGUUUUAAAGCUCAAGUGGCAUUUUAUCUAAUCUGUCCCAAAUACCCACUGGAUUAUUCUGUCUGUCUGUCUGUCUGUCUCUGUGUGUGUGUGUGUGUGUGUGUGUGUGUGUGUGUGUGUGUGUGUGUGUGUGUAAGGGAAUGUGUUUAAUGAAUGUUCACAUCACACAUGAGCAGUGUACAUCCCUUCCCUUCAUCUGCUGUGACAAUCAACACACAUGUACAGAGGUGUUGUUUGGUUUGGAGAGGUGUGUGUGUGUGUGUGUGUGUGUGUCUGUGUGGCGGAGGUGGUAUCACAGACAACCCAGUGACGCUCAAUGAGGUUUACUUUCCAUGAGGUACAUCAUGUCUAUGGAGGUAACGGGCUGCAGGAGCCCUCCAAAAUGUCAGUGUACUCACCUGGAAAACCUGUUUGCCCCUUUUUUACUUCCUCGCUGCUGCUAACAACUGUAGUUUCAUGUAGGGCUGCAACUAAUGAUCAAUUAAUCUGUGUACUAUUUUCUUGAAUAACCAUUUGGCCUUGAAAACUGCAAAGAACUGACCAUGUCACCCUGGGCCCCACGUAGUUAUACGUCUUGUGUUCUCCAAAUAACUGUCCAAACACUAAAAUAUUAAAUGAAUUAUAAUGUGAGACAGUUCACAUUUUGAAAGCUCAGAACCAUCAAUGUUUCUCAUUUUUACUUAAAAAAAUGAGAAAUAAUGAAUUGAUUUAUGGAAUAGCUGCUGAUUAAUAAUCUUGAUUGACUAUAAUCGUUGCAGCUGUAGUUUAAUUCUUCUCUUUGAUUGUUUGUUUUAUGUGUGCUCAUUGUUUCCUGGCCAAGAUGAAAGAUGUAUGUGUGGCUUGAUGCUCUGUUUGUGUUCAAAUUUCUCCAAACGUUUUAAGCUCAUCAAAGAUAACAACUUGUAUGGCCCUCCGUUAUUUAAAGGAGCACCGCGGCCACACUUCCCGUUACGCUUGCUUUAAGUGGCUGACUCACAAGGGGCAUUAAAAUAAAAAAGUGGUCUAAAUUGAAGCAGCAGUAUUCAAGGUAUCGACUCUGUUUCCAAUUCCACUAACUACUGGAUUCUACAUUUCCCAUAAUGCAAAUGGGGUGUCUUCCCUUGGUUAUUUCCUGCCUCCAAAAUCCACCUUCCUUUAAACGCCACUUUCCCAGUUUGUAAUGCAGGCGUCCCGCUAGAAGUUGUGCGCAUGCCCAGAAGGAUCACAUCUUCAGUUGGGCUUAUUGAAGAACACAGAACUAAACGUCAUGUGUGAAAGCAGUGUAGUUUCCCAUUAAAGAAACACCACUUGAGCUUCAUUAUUAUGAUCCCUUCUAGUCUGACUUUAGAUCACUGACUGAGCAGCAAACAUCACCACUGUGUGAUGAGAAUGAUGAACACGACCACACAACGUGUGUCAAAAAUUAAAAGGUUUGGUCGUUUUUUUGCAAAAAUAUUACAAAAGGGCAAUUAAAUAAUACAUUGCAAAUGUUUAAAUCCAAAUUGAUGGAUUGAAUACAAAUACAUCAGAGGCCAGUGGAGAUGCUAUUUUUAAUUUCAGAUUCAACGUCUGCAUGGGGGAGCAAGGGAGGCGACCCGAAUGAUUUCAGGGUAUGAAGGAGAGAUGGAUAUUUGUCUUUGUCAAAGCUUAAGUUGGACAAAUCUAAUGGGUUCUUGCUUGAGUCGCACAUCGUGUGAGGAACCAGCCGUGUGUGGGAACUGUAGGCCUGUUGUAACUUGUGCGUUUCAAAGCCUCCAAGCAUCGAAUUGAUACCGCACCGUAGGCGUGUACAUUGCAUCGCUGUAUAACUCUACAAAACGAAUGCAGUUGCUCGGAGGACGACGCAGUCCGGUGUUACUCCACAUGACGCUGAUAGCUCAGAAAAUGCUUUUGUUGGCGCAUUAAAUUAUUCUCUGAAAGCUAAACCGGCUCAGCUGACCCCAGCUUGGCAUAAUCCAUUACACUGCGUUUAUUAAAUGAUUUGAUAAUUGAGAUUUUUCUUCUUUUUGUUUUUUUUUUCUUUGGAGAUGCUCAGACCAAGGUUGAACUGUGUUUUUGCUCAACGUCUGUUAGUGUAUCUAUUUGCAUUAUGUAUUUGUAAAUAUGACAACGACAGAUCUCUAAUUGUGAAUAAAGGAAGUUUUAUCACAGGA